AUGCAGUUGAACAUAAAAAAAUGCAAGUCCAUAACUUUUAGUCGCCGUCAGUCCAAUGUCUGCUUCGAGUAUAGUAUCAACGGUACCAGCAUCGAUCAAGUCAGCUCCAUGAAUGGCGUCAUCGUUGAUAAAAAACUAACGUUCAGCGACCAUAUCAGUGCCAUCACAGCGAAGGCUUUCUCUGUUCUUGGAUUCGUAAGGCGCAAUUCACAAUCCUUUCAGGAUGUAUACACUCUUAAAGCUGUGUACUGUUCUUUUGUGAGAAGUGUAUUGGAGUACGCCGCUUGUGUGUUGUCUCCUCACCAUACAUCUUGGAGUCUUCGAAUCGAAAGAGUGCAGGUCACUUCCGUGGAACGACCCCAUCAAUCUUCCGGAUUAUGA
Messenger RNA from Uranotaenia lowii, 381 nucleotides. RefSeq lists its product as uncharacterized. The transcript has a single exon. Lineage: Eukaryota; Metazoa; Arthropoda; Insecta; Diptera; Culicidae. The coding region runs from base 1 to 381 and encodes 126 amino acids. The record is from RefSeq and is a predicted model, not a curated record.